AACCAAGAGCUGACCAUGCAUACCAUUUGGUUUAAGUGGUCUGCAGUAAGCCUCAGCUACUGGCAUGAUCCUUCCAUCCAGCAUUUUAUAAGACUGUCUAAGGAGAAGAAGGCCUCCAGAAUUAACAGAGGAUGUUUUGCUCGAGUCUAUGGCGUCAGUCAGCUGAUAAGGGCAUUUCUGCAGAAGACAGAAUGUCAUUGUCAAAUUCUAAAUCUUGGGACUGGGAUGGAGACCACCUUCUGGAGAUUAAAGCUACUUGCGCCUGCUGCCGCCGUCAGCCACGUACUUGAUGUCACCGGGGCCCCGGUGAAGGAUGGGUGCCUGACUUCUCAUCCUUUGCUGUUACCAACAGGGCUCCUGAUAAAAACCCUUGUCCACGUGUCCUCUGCAUGA
Neogale vison (American mink) is the source of this 393-nucleotide messenger RNA. RefSeq names its product leucine carboxyl methyltransferase 1-like. Gene Ontology annotation, biological process: C-terminal protein methylation. Lineage: Eukaryota; Metazoa; Chordata; Mammalia; Carnivora; Mustelidae. Gene Ontology annotation, cellular component: cytosol. The coding region runs from base 16 to 393 and encodes 125 amino acids. Gene Ontology annotation, molecular function: protein C-terminal leucine carboxyl O-methyltransferase activity. The record is from RefSeq and is a predicted model, not a curated record. The transcript has 4 exons.